UAUAUAAACUGAAGAAACCCUAAUUCCGACGACAUCGUUUCUCUCUCAGCGCUGCGGUAUCUUCUCAUAACGUCGACCACUCUUCCGCCGCCCCUCGCGCCGCCGUCGCAGCCAUGAUUAUUCCCGAGAAGAACCGGAGAGAGAUCUCGAAGUACCUCUUUCAAGAGGGCGUGUGCUUCGCGAAGAAGGAUUACAACUUGGCGAAGCACCCGGAGAUUGAUGUUCCAAAUCUCCAGGUGAUUAAGCUUAUGCAGAGCUUCAAAUCGAAGGAAUAUGUGCGCGAGACAUUCGCGUGGAUGCAUUAUUACUGGUACCUUACCAACGAUGGGAUUGAGUUUCUCCGGACUUAUCUCAACCUACCUUCGGAAAUCGUCCCCGCCACGUUGAAGAAAUCUGCGAAGCCCCUUGGCCGUCCUAUGGGUGGACCCCCUGGCGAUCGCCCUCGUGGACCUCCAAGAUUCGAUGGUGACAGGCCACGAUUUGGUGAUCGGGAUGGUUACCGUGGUGGGCCAAGAGGGCCGCCGGGUGAGUUUGGUGGUGAUAAAGGUGGUGCACCAGCUGACUACCAGCCUGCCUUCAGGGGUGGCGGGCGCCCGGGUUUUGGCCGCGGUGGUGGCGGCUUCGGUGGUGCGCCGCCAAGUUAAGUUUACUCUAUUGCCUUCAUUAAUAGCUUUUUAAGAGACUCCUCCAUUGGGAAAUUUGGAACUGUGUGUUCACCUCUUACUAUGGUAUUUUAUUCAAUCCUUAAUAUUCUCUUCA
This is a messenger RNA of Andrographis paniculata, 759 nucleotides long. RefSeq names its product 40S ribosomal protein S10-1-like. Lineage: Eukaryota; Viridiplantae; Streptophyta; Magnoliopsida; Lamiales; Acanthaceae. The transcript is spliced from 5 exons. Gene Ontology annotation, cellular component: cytosolic small ribosomal subunit. Bases 114 to 644 code for a protein of 176 amino acids. Gene Ontology annotation, molecular function: structural constituent of ribosome; RNA binding. The record is from RefSeq and is a predicted model, not a curated record.